Molecule: messenger RNA, 2007 nt
Organism: Dimorphilus gyrociliatus
Lineage: Eukaryota; Metazoa; Annelida; Polychaeta; Dinophilidae
Source: the annotation of a GenBank genome assembly
AUGCGCGUUAAGUUGCUUUGUACGUACGGCGUAUACCAAUGAGCAUGGCAAAUAGCUGAAAUAUUCCGCCGGAAGUACACAGAUCGUCGACAUCGAUAUUGGAGCAAUAUCGUUAAAUACUAAAAUUGACACAUUUCCAAUUUUUUAGCGAAAAAUGGCCUGUAAGUCGUUGUCACGUAAACUUCCAGCAAUAUGCGCAUGGCUAGUUUUAAUUGGUGCAACGUCUGCAUUCUUCAGUUCAUUGGGUAAAUUUCUACAUGAUAAACAUCCAGCGAUUCCAUACUACUCAGCCAUUAUCACGAUCUAUGUAAUAGCAAAUUUUAUAGCAGCAACAUUUAUGGAUCCUGGCGUCUAUCCCAAAGCGCAUAACGAUGAACUUAGAGACGAUGAUAUUCGAGCUCCUCUCUAUAAAAAUGCGGAGAUACUAGGUGUACCAGUUCGAAUGAAGUGGUGUACAACCUGCAAGUUCUAUAGACCACCAAGGUGCUCACAUUGCAGUACAUGCAAUUGUUGUAUAGAUACUUUUGACCAUCACUGUCCGUGGGUGAACAACUGCGUUGGACGCCGAAAUUAUAGGCAUUUCUUCAUGUUUCUUAUUGCCUUGGCUACUCAUAUGAUAAACGUUUUUACACUAUCUCUUAUGUAUAUCGUUGAGCAUAAAGAUGAUCUGAGUACGGUCAACUGCGUCAUUUCUAUCAUUGUAGUUGUGAUCGUCGGCUUAUUGGCAUUCCCUAUCUUUGGAUUAACUGGAUUUCACAUAGUCCUUGUCUCCCGAGGUAGGACUACAAAUGAGCAUGUGACUGGAAAAUAUUCCUCAGCUGAGAAUCCCUUUGAUAAGGGCUGUAAAAGGAAUUGUCAAUAUAUUUUCUGCUCCCCUCUCUAUCCUUCCGUCAUGAAAGUACGAACGAAGAAUCCUCAUUUAAGCGCCGAAUCUUCUCGUAUACACUACGAAGUUGGCCCAGAAGAUGUCAACGUUUAUAUGGAACCAAAUAAUGGCGCCCCUGGUAAAACCGUUUCUGGACAAGCCGUCUAUAAGCAGUUACAGCGAAGUCGCGAGUCAGUCUUAACUGGAAAUAAGCCAAUCAUCAAACAAAAAACGAACUAUAAGGAGGCGAUAAAUCAUCCACCGAGGUCACUUAAUUACGCAAAUGAAACCGCGUCAUUAAAUCGUCGACCGUACAUGGACGAAGGCCGACCGUCAAAGCCAAUUGGUUUACAUAGGAGUACUGAUAAAGGUUCCAUGACGAAUUUCUAUGAAAAGGCGGCUAGUAAUCCUCCAGCACCACAUACACAACCCAAGCCUAAACUUACUUCCCCAUAUAACGAGAGCCGGCCUUUCGUGGGAGAGAGUCAUCUUGCCAGUGACGCUCUUUAUCCAACAAAUCAGGCACUAAUCACCGAUAAAAGGAAAAGAAAGCCAAUACAAGAGCCCAUAAAUUCAUUACCUGCAUCUAGUCAAACGGCAAAAAGCGAAACAAACAUACGCGACAUACCCAAUAUACCAGGCACUCAUAAACGGCCCAUGUCGUUUGCAAAAGCUAUGGAUUUUCCAGAAGGCCUGGCGCCACCUCCCUUAGACGACGUGCCCGAAGCAAAAUACGGUUCUACGUACGAAAUUUCCGUUUGAUUGCUCAACGAUCAAGUGCUAAAGAUUUUUCCUUUUUUUAUUACUGUUGUAUCUCAAAAAAAAAUUUGUUUCCUGAUUCGAACGCAUUCGGAACAAGCGGAAAUUUUGUUUUUUUUAUCGUUAAUGGGCAUUUCGUUAAGUUCGUUUUAAAACGAAGCUGUGAUACGUAAAUGCGCUCUACUUUGUUUUGCAUGCUAAUCUUACUGUUCGCGACUCAGAUAAUAAUAAAAAAAAAACAAUUGAACAUCGAUAAUAAAAAAGGGGGCUUUUUGUUGCUUUUUUUUAUUUUUUAUAUUUAUUUGUUUUAAUAUAUCGAUAUACAAAGUUGGAUGAUUUAACAAAGAAAAAGUUGAUUUUUUUCUUUUUUUUUUACCUUUUAA